GGCUGAAUGGAGCACAAAGGGAUUCACUGACCUGUUUGGGUGGAAGAGCGAGGCACGUCUAAGGACGAACGGCUCGCGUCUCGCACUGAAGGACUACAAACAAAAGGAAUUACCAUGUGAGAUGACUGCUGAUCUUGUCCAGGUCGUCCUCCGAGCAGCUGUGGAGAUCAUGUUUGGAGAGGUGUCAUCAAGCUUGCCACUGGAUAUCCUGAAGUUUGAUGCCAAGAGUGGUCAAGUAAUCAUUAGAGUUCCAAGCAAAAAUUAUGCUAAAGUUCGAGCAGCACUAACAGUUUGUCCAGCCAUGAGGGUUGCUGGUGUGGAUGUGCCAGUAAUGUACAGUGUGAGGCAAGCAUCAGCCUGCCUCCUGUCUCUUGCAGGACCAGAAAGAUCAAUUACUUGAUGAAUUUAUACAAAUGUGUACAAAUGUCCUUACCAUUUUGACUUUUGGAAUGGCAAGUAACUUUUCUUAAGAAGUUGACAAUGCUGUAAAACAUAUCUAAAAUGAAGUUUCUAGAAUAUUACACUACAUUGCUGACUUUUGUUGAAGGUGGCUGGAUGUUCCCCAGAGGAAUAAAAAGUUAUCUACUGGGUA
Molecule: messenger RNA, 592 nt
Organism: Homarus americanus (American lobster)
Lineage: Eukaryota; Metazoa; Arthropoda; Malacostraca; Decapoda; Nephropidae
Product: ribonuclease P protein subunit p14-like
Biological process (GO): tRNA 5'-leader removal
Cellular component (GO): ribonuclease P complex
Source: RefSeq, a predicted model, not a curated record